Messenger RNA from Solanum tuberosum (potato), 1238 nucleotides. RefSeq names its product protein TIFY 10A. Lineage: Eukaryota; Viridiplantae; Streptophyta; Magnoliopsida; Solanales; Solanaceae. Gene Ontology annotation, biological process: regulation of defense response; response to wounding; regulation of jasmonic acid mediated signaling pathway. The coding region runs from base 88 to 852 and encodes 254 amino acids. Gene Ontology annotation, cellular component: nucleus. The transcript is spliced from 2 exons. The record is from RefSeq and is a predicted model, not a curated record.
AUUAUUCUUCAUCCAAACAGUUCACAAAAGCAUUUCUUGCUAUUUCAACUUUUCAAAUAUUUCAUUUUUUGUUGCCGGAAAAACAAGAUGGGGUCAUCGGAAAAUGUGGAUUCCGGCAAGGUGACCGGACAGAAAUCUCAGUUUUCUCAGACUUGUAACCUUUUGAGCCAAUUCUUGAAGAAAAAAGGUUCUGUUGGAGAUCUUAAUAAUCUUGGUAUCUACAAAACUACUUUUGAACCAACCGGAUCUCAACAAACAGCUACCACCACUACAACUACUAUGAAUUUGUUGCCAAUGAUUGAGAAAUCAAGUGAUUCAUCGUCGUCAUCGUCGUCCGUUGAAACAAAUCCUCAAAAACCCAUGAAUCUUUUCCCUCAAGAAUUUGAUUUCUCCAAAGAACAAUCCACAAAAAAGACUGAAUCUUGGAAAUUUGAUCAACCAGAAAAGGCACAAAUGACCAUUUUUUAUGGUGGACAAGUCAUUGUUUUUGAUGAUUUUCCAGCUGAUAAAGCAAAUGAGAUCAUGAAAUUAGCCAACAAACAAAACCCCACAAACAACUUCACUUAUACUAUGAUGAAGAAUCAAAAAACAUCUGAUCAAUCUGGUGCAAAUUUUGGUAACAAAUUGAUUCAAGAACUCCCAAAGUGUCAAGUGUCAAUGCCACAGCCUUCUGUUGCUGAUUUACCAAUCGCGAGGCGGAAUUCACUUACAAGAUUCUUGGAGAAAAGGAAAGAUAGAGUAACAUCAAUUGCACCAUACCAAAUCUCCAGCAACAAGAAAUCCAAGAAUGAGGAAAACAAGGCAUGGUUGGGAUUAGGUGCUCAAUUUGUUAAAACUGAGCAAUACUUUUAGUUACUAUUCUUGGAUUUUCAUUUUUUGAUGAUUGAAGAAGGGGAGUCUUGACGUGACGUAACUGGUAAAGUUAGUGUUAUGCGAUCAAGAUGUAUCAGGUUCGAGCUGUGGAAAGGUGUCAGAGCUUAGUACACCAGAUUGACCUGAAGAUUAUAGGCCUAUUGCUUUGAUAUACUACUAUUAGAUGACCAAGUUUUUGGUUUUUUUUUUUCUUUCUUUUUUUGGUUGGAUUCAAGAUUGAUUGAAGCCACUUUGAUCUAACUAUGAAAUAUUAUUUUUAACAUUUUUUUGUAAUCAAGACUAAGGAUGUUUGUUGUUAAGUACCUCAUAUCAUAUAUAUAUGUACUAUUAUUUAAACUCAUCAAGGUUCAUUGCUUUUGUUUUUA